This is a messenger RNA of Ochotona curzoniae (black-lipped pika), 1020 nucleotides long. It is a transcript of the gene CUNH1orf56, whose product is annotated as chromosome unknown C1orf56 homolog. Bases 1 to 1020 code for a protein of 339 amino acids. The transcript has a single exon. The record is from RefSeq and is a predicted model, not a curated record. NCBI's taxonomy places the organism in Eukaryota, Metazoa, Chordata, Mammalia, Lagomorpha, Ochotonidae. Gene Ontology annotation, biological process: regulation of cell population proliferation.
AUGGUCCCCGCCGCCGGCGCGCUGCUCUGGGCCCUGCUGCUGAGUCUGGAGCCCCUGGCGGCGGGGGACCAAAGCCAGACCCAGUCGUCCACCAAGAUGCCGCGGGCCACCUUCCGCUUUGGAGGCCCCGGCCCUGCCCGUAGCCACCGGAGCACCGUCGGCCCGCCCCGCACCGGCCUCCCCAGGAAGCCCAAGGUAACCUUGGAGGAUGAGAAUGACGCGGUGGCCACUGCCGACCGCCUGGCAGGCCCUGCGGCUGCCGAGCUUCUGGCGACGGUGACGGGCAUCGCCCGGGGCUCUGAAUCCAGCUUCGAUGAAGAUGAGACUUUGGAAGAGGGGGUUGUGAUUAAUGCCAGAAAAAAUAACAGUAAGCUGGUGGUUCCUCCCACUUCGACCUCCGGUCCCAGCUCCAGCACGGGGAGGUUCGCGGCCAAUACACAAGAGCGGGAAAUCAGGCUAACCACAAACCUGCCACGGACCACCAUGAAACCCAAGGACAUUCUGCCCUCUGAGGUCACCCUGAACCGUUGGUCGACCCCAGGCUCCACCCCAAGCCGGUGGCCGACACCCUCGCACACCGCCAUGCCACCUCCCGAGGAUCUGCACCUGGUGCUGAUGCCAUGGGGCCCGUGGCACUGUCACUGCAAGGCAGGCACCAUGAGCCGGACGCGAUCCGGGAAGCUGCAGGGUCUCUCAGGACGCCUUCGAGUGGGAGCCCUGAGCCAGCUCCGCACGGAGCACCGUCCUUGUACUUACCAGGUGUGUCCCUGCAACCGGCUGCGGGAGGAGUGUCCCCUGGAUGCGGAUCUCUGUCCGGACAACAACUGCUCUCCGACCACCACCACCCAGACCACCACCACCACCCCGCCCUCCAUCCGCCCCAGCCACAGAACGCUCAGCCCACCCCCCAGUCCCAGACCGGCUUUAGCUUUUUGGAAACGAGUCAGGAUUGGCCUCGAGGAUAUUUGGAACAGCCUGUCUACAGUGUUCACAGAGAUGCAACCAGUAAGUGUUGGGUGA